Messenger RNA from Colletes gigas, 2002 nucleotides. It is a transcript of the gene Hydr2, whose product is annotated as abhydrolase domain-containing protein 2. NCBI's taxonomy places the organism in Eukaryota, Metazoa, Arthropoda, Insecta, Hymenoptera, Colletidae. The coding region runs from base 195 to 1397 and encodes 400 amino acids. Gene Ontology annotation, cellular component: sperm flagellum; sperm plasma membrane. Gene Ontology annotation, biological process: medium-chain fatty acid catabolic process; medium-chain fatty acid biosynthetic process; acylglycerol catabolic process. The transcript is spliced from 7 exons. The record is from RefSeq and is a predicted model, not a curated record. Gene Ontology annotation, molecular function: acetylesterase activity; monoacylglycerol lipase activity.
CACUGUCCAGUCACGAGUAUCUUGUUUCCGUGCACGGGUGAGAGGUAAUCGGGGCCCCUUCGUAAUUCCCGAGUGCACGUCGCUCGGUGCAGUUCUACGCUUCUUUUCGCACAUCGAUUCCCGUGAUCUUAGCACCGUAAGAGACACGCGAACAAAAUAGAGGAUCCGUCUCGACAGACGAGACUCAAAGAAAAAUGUCUACGGCGCUUCUCGCUGUGUUCGCCGUGAUCCUAUGCAUCCUGUUCAGGAUAUUAAACGUAAACAGUGCGCCGCAGAAGCCGUUGAUCGUUUGUCAGGAUCAAACGUUUUUUACCACGAUUCUUAAGAUCGCACCGGUCAUUGUGGAACCAUACAAACCGACAAGAUUAUGGGGUUUCAGUGGCCACGUACAGACCAUCAUUCAUAGUGUUAUUGGGCGCGUCCGUUGCCCUUGGCCGAUUGGGGAACGAGUGUACAUCGGACUUCCGGAUAAUACAACUCUCACUUAUGAUCUUUAUCAACCAUUGUCGAAUGAUUACGAAGAUGAUAUUACGAUUGCCAUUUGCCCCGGGAUCUGCAACAGUUCCGAGAGCGUCUACAUCAGAACUUUCGUGCACUUUGUACAGUGCCACGGGUACCGAUGCGCUGUACUUAACCACGUCGGAGUUCUUUCCAGUGUGAAAGUCACCGCUCCACGAAUAUUUACUUACGGACACACUAACGAUUACAACGUAAUGAUACAGAGCCUGUUAGAGAAGCACCCCAAUACAAGAAUAAUUUGCAUCGGGUUUAGCUUAGGCGGUAACCUGGUAACCAAGUAUUUGGGAGAACGAGGCACGAAUAAAUUACCCAAUAUUAUCGGAGGCAUAUCGAUUUGUCAAGGAUAUAAUGCACUCGAAGGUACGAAGUUCCUACUUAACUGGCAAAACUUCCGACGUUUCUACCUCUACAUAAUGUCGGAGUCGGUGAAGAAUAUUAUCCUCAAGCACAAGAAUAUAUUACUAUCCGAGGAAAUUAAACAGAGGCAUAAUUUGAAUGAACGAGACAUCAUUUCCGCAGCGACACUGCCGGAACUCGACGAAGCGUACACGAGAAAGGUGCAUAACUUCAGAUCUGUGACGGAAAUGUACAAAUGGAGUAGCUCUAUUUUUUAUCUUGAGAACAUUGCAACGCCUAUGGUAUUUAUUAAUGCGCUGGAUGACCCCAUUGUACCUGAAAUGUUGCUGGAACCAAUCAAAGAGCAUGCCAAAAAACACCCUAACACUUUGUACAUAGAAUUGGCUCAUGGAGGUCACUUGGGAUUCUACGAAGGAGGUCUUUUAUAUCCAAACCCAGUAACAUGGUUGGACCGUACGCUUGUGUCCCUAGUAGGUUCGCUUACAUUAGCACACGCGGACAAAUCUCUAAAAACCUCUUAACCUAAUUCUAUAUCAUUGUCGCGACCGUUUUGUAAGUAAACCAUUAUAAGCCCUAAACUGGCGCAGCUCAUACUCGUGAUCUUGUUCGAUGAUCUCGUGUUCGGCCUUGCUUCGGAGCAUCGAUGGAAGAAAUGGAAACAUGUUAAACGUGAACUAUGGAGUAUAACACGGUCUCGCGAUUCGUGAGAUGUUAAUUUUUGUAAUCGCAAAUACAAGUUCAGUUAAGAGAGAACGGUAUAUGUAUAUUAUAUUUCUGAAGGUCGCCUUAAAAAAUUCAUCGUUCCAACAGGAGCGAAUUUUAUUUACCUACUAUCGAAAACAGGGAUCAUUGGGGAACAUACUCGGGGAUCUUUAAACAAGGCGAUUUGAUAACGAAAAAUUGGUAAAAAAUCAGCUGGUAGAAAUGAUCGAUUGUAGGAAUGCUCGAAUGCGACUAUCAUCACGCAAGGUGAAUUAAUAAAAAUUCGAUACAAAAUGUAAAAACGAAUGCGUCGAUGUCAGACUAAGUUUUUGGACCCAUGGAAAACAGUAAAUCCAUUUUUUAUAAACUCGAGAAAAUUACAAGUUUUAUAAUAUUUCAUAUUAAGACCACUAUCUAAUACAUA